Messenger RNA from Leguminivora glycinivorella, 1767 nucleotides. RefSeq lists its product as uncharacterized. The record is from RefSeq and is a predicted model, not a curated record. The coding region runs from base 353 to 1606 and encodes 417 amino acids. Lineage: Eukaryota; Metazoa; Arthropoda; Insecta; Lepidoptera; Tortricidae. The transcript has 2 exons.
ACCCCCCACCUCUCUCACACACGAUACCCAUAAGGUGUUAGGGCUCGCAUGGUGUAGUACUAGUGACAAUUUGUUGUACCAACUAAAAAUCGAACCGGUAUCUAAGCCAUUAACUAAGCGAAAGAUUUUGUCCCUGGCCUCGGCUAUAUUUGAUCCCCUAGGGCUCUUAAACCCUACGUUAGUUAUUGCUAAAUUAAUUAUUAAAAAAUUAUGGGAUACAAAAUAUCAGUGGGAUCAAAGUUUACCUAAUGAUGUCACAAACGAAUGGGAAACCUUUUAUAAAAAGUUGUUUACGCUCAAUGCACUGUGCGUACCUAGACAUGCGCUUAUCAGUGAUUACAUAACGUUGGAGAUGCACGGGUUUUCAGAUAGCUCGUUAACGGCAUUCGGGUGCGCUAUCUAUAUACGUACCAUAAAUAUGCACGGACAAAUUUUAACGCGAUUACUGUGUUCUAAAUCGAGAAUAGCGCGUAAAGAAACUAUACCUAGACUGGAGCUCAGGGCUAUGUUGCUACUCGCACAACUAUAUAAAAACGUAACUAAUGCGUUAAAGUGCAAGUUUACGAAAGUAUACCUAUGGUGUGACUCAAAUGUAACCUUGGCAUGGGCAAAAUCACAAAAACAAAAUAAUCUUAAUUGUUUUGUAAAAAAUCGAGUUAUCGAAAUUCAAGGUCUAACGAAUAUAAAUGAUUGGCACUGGGUUUCGUCGAAUGACAAUCCUGCUGAUCUUUUAACACGGGGCUUACCAGCGGAUAAAUUGAUUAAUUGCACCCUUUGGUGGGAAGGACCUUCGUGGCUAAGUAAAUGUAGUGACACGUGGCCCUGCAAUAGUACUUCUACCCCAUUGCCAGACUCUGAGUUGACCGAAACCCAUUGUAACACUACUACAAAUAGUACAAAUGUGCAACCGAAUAUUUUCAUUGACAAUUUAUUUCGAAGAUGGUCAGACGUAAACAAGCUUAUCAAUUGUGUUGCAUUUAUCUAUAGAUUCGUAAACAAUUGUUUAAUUCAUAACAAAAAACUUACCGGGCCGCUCUCUGUGAGGGAAUUAGAAUGUGCAUUAAAUAAAUUGAUUGAAAUGUCACAAAUCGAAAUGUUUCCAACCGAAUAUAAUUUACUUCAAAAUAAAAAGCCCCUACUAAAAUCAUCGAAUUUAUUGUCUUUAAAUCCCUUUAUGGAAAAUAGGCUAAUAAGAGUAGGAGGCCGUUUAGGGUUGUCAGCUUACGACUAUAAUAAAAAACACCCUAUUAUCCUAUCACACAAACAUAUACUAACCAAACUCAUCAUGAGCGACCUGCACGUGAGACUGCUGCACGCUGGGGCCCAGCUGUUGCUGUCGUCAAUUCGAGAACGAUUUUGGCCGAUUAACGCAGCUGCAACAGGACUUCUGGACCUCUUGGUCAAGGGACUACAUAGGACUAUUACAGGAACGCACAAAAUGGCGAAGUUCCAAGGGUCCAGCUCUUCGCGCGGGAACUGUGGUGCUGGUGCGCGAGCGGAGCCUGCCGCCCUGCCUGUGGAGGAUGGGCCGCAUCGUCGGCUGCUGCCCCGGCCGAGACGGCGUCGCACGUGUCGCCGAGAUCCAGACAGCAAGAGGAAUAAUUAAGCGAUCCUUUAAUAAUAUUUGCCCGCUUCCAAUCGACGCGACCGACGUAUAGUUAUAAGUACCUAACAUAACUAUUCCUAAAUACCUACUUAAGUCUAUUUAAGUCUAGCAUACACCUAAUGUUAUUUAAGUUCGAUUUUUAAUUAAAAACAUGUUUCCUG